Capsaspora owczarzaki ATCC 30864 is the source of this 2722-nucleotide messenger RNA. Its product is annotated as muskelin 1. NCBI's taxonomy places the organism in Eukaryota, Filasterea, Ministeriida, Capsasporidae. The record is from RefSeq and is a predicted model, not a curated record. The transcript is spliced from 13 exons. Gene Ontology annotation, cellular component: cytoplasm. Bases 67 to 2664 code for a protein of 865 amino acids. Gene Ontology annotation, molecular function: protein binding.
UUUUUCUUUUCUUUUCGUUGCGUUGCGUUGUUAACUGUGUGACUGAGUUUUUUUCCAUUGAAAACCAUGUCAUCACCGGCGUCGACGUCAUCCGCUCCGACUGCAGCGGCAUCAGCAGCAGCGGCAUCAUCAGCAUCAUCCAAUCCAAACGGCGUCGGCGACGGCAGCGCAGGCGAAGGGCUGUCCAAGUCCGACUCGGAGCCGGGCGAGCACGGCGCUCUGGGUGGAGGCAGCAGCACGGGACCGAACGCUGCUGCUUCAUCUGCUGCUGCGGCUUCAACUGCUGCUGCUGCUUCAGCAUCGUCAGCAUCGUCAUCGCCGUCAUCGUCAGCGGCAGGCAGAGGCGGCGGCGGCGGCGCAGGUCGUCCCGUGCCGUGGAGCCGCAAGCACAAGCCGCCCGCAACGCGCUUCCAGCCCGGCGAGGUGCUCGGCGCGUCGUCGUCGUCGUCGUCGUCGUCGUCGUCUGCGUCGGGUCAGCAGCAGACGCAAGUGUUGCCAUACUCCAUCGACAGCUGCUCGUCGUACUCGGCGCAGUACCUGCCAACCAACAUUCUGGUCGAUAAUCCAACCGAUCAAAGCUCGCGAUGGUCGUCCAACGUCAAUAAUCAUAUGCAGUUCCUCAUGCUCAAGCUGGCAGAACCAUCGGUCGUCAAGAGCAUCACCCUUGGAAAGUACCACAAAGUCCACGUCUGCAAUGUUCGAGAGUUCAAGGUUUUUGGAGGCAUGACAACGGAAAACAUGGAAGAACUGCUUCACAGUGGAUUGAAGAACGACACAGAGGCAGAGACGUUGCUCUUGAAGCAUUCAACCAACAAUAUCAUCUUCCCGUGCCAAUACAUCAAAAUUGUUCCCGUGAUGGCAUGGGGACCCAAUUUCAACUUUAGCAUCUGGUACGUCCAGCUCAAAGGCUUGCCUGCCACGCCGCGCAUCGUCCAGGAAUUUGACAAUUUUCGCGAGCGACAGGCAGUGCGACUUUGCCUCAAAUAUCUGCGUCAGAAAAACCACAUGGAGGCCUUUGAAUCUCUUCAACAGCGCACUUCCAUUCGUCUGGAAGACCCCAUGUUGACCGAGUUGCACGAGCUUGUUGUCAUGCAAGGUGACUUUGACAAGGCGGAACAAACGAUGCUCAACGCCAUCGAUCAAGACCUGUUCGCCGAGUACAUUUUCGACUCGCCUUGGACUCCCAUGUGGAAGCGACUCGUGCCUGUCACGCAAGAAGGACACGUGGCAACUCGCAUCCCUGGUCCCCGAGGAGGUCACCAGAUGUGCCUUGAUGAACGCGACGGUGUCAUUUACUUGUUUGGAGGCUGGGAUGGAUCUCGCGAACUGGGCGACUUUUGGGCGUACAAGAUUGCGCAAAACCAGUGGACAUGCCUUGCAGACGAUGCAAGCAUGUUUGGCGGUCCGUCCGCACGCUCGUGCCACAAGAUGUGUUUGAAUACCAAGUCCCGUCAACUUUUCGUUCUGGGGCGCUACAUGGAAUCUGACAUCUCGCCCGCCUCCGAGCUGACUAGCGACUUUUACAUGUACGACAUUGACAGCGCGACAUGGCAGCUGAUUGCGGCGGAUACAUGGUCAGCCGGUGGUCCCAGCCUUGCCUACGACUUCCAAAUGGCGUACGAUCCGGUGACGGAUUGUCUGUUCGCAUACGGUGGUCGCGUUGUGUUGCCAACCACUGUUGGCAAGCCAGACAUCGAGCAGACAAUCACGAGUCAACGAACAAACACGCUGUUCAUGUAUGACUGCGCGAAUGGCGCCUGGUCCUCGGUCCUGAACCUGGACGACGCUCCGCAGUUGAAGGCGCGGAUAGAGCACUCGAUGGUGCUCGACCCCGAGAAGCGCUUGCUGUAUAUUUUUGCGAAUCGGAGGCUGAAAGAGCAAUCAAGCGAUCUGUUGACAUUCAAUCUGGACACUCACGAGGUUUCGGUCCUUCUGGAUGAGAUCAUUGCCUCUGGAGGUCCUGAAACAGGCUUUGCCCAUCGCUCCACCAUUGAUCCGGUGCUCGGGGAGAUUUACAUUGUUCCUGGGCCGCUGCGUGACCUUCGCAACAACCAAGAGGUUGUCAAUCUUGCCUUUUGGCUCUACUCGACGACUCUUGGACGCUGGCGCCGCGUGUAUCGCACCGAAGUCACGGACGUCGAUCAUUGGCAACAGCCUCAACCGACUCCUCGCCCUCGCAUUGCACACCAACUUGUUCACGAUUCUGCAACAAAGACUCACUACCUCUUUGGUGGCAACCCUGGAGAUAGAACACAACACGAGCUCCGUUUGGACGACCUGUGGUCGUUCAAGAUUGAGCGCCUCUCACAUGACACAUUCCGAAAGCGCUGCAUGUUCCUCAUUCGUCAACAAAAGUAUCGAGAGAUGUGCGCAUACGCGUCGAGCAUGGAGGCGCUUCGGUACUUGCAGACCGAUCUUGCCGCGACCGUCAAUCACAACAAUCCCGUCGAGAGCGCCAACUUCCGAGCCCUUUCGGCUGCAUUGUUCCAGCGCCGUGCUGGCUCUGGGAUGCAGGAUGCCUCCUUUUCCGCUGCUGCUGCGGGUGGGAUGGAGCCGUCCGAUACCUUCGGGGCGCGCUCGAAAUUGUUCGAAGAGCUCGCCUCCUUCUUCCCGUCGGAUAUGCGCCAACCAAGCAUUAAUAUUGUCGAUCUGCUUUCAUUAUAAAUAUUCCGUCGCUGUGCUUGUCAACAGAGUAUACAGUAAAGUACAAAUUUGUUCUGCU